Molecule: messenger RNA, 474 nt
Organism: Hyaloperonospora brassicae
Lineage: Eukaryota; Oomycota; Peronosporomycetes; Peronosporales; Peronosporaceae
Source: the annotation of a GenBank genome assembly
AUGGUAUUGUCAAUGAAACAGGAUGUACAGGUAAUGUACCAUUAUGAUGCGGCGUGCUGCCGAGUCUUCGGCGGGACUCUCUGGCUCGUGGAUGGUACGGGAUCUGCGCUAAUGCGCUUCGACGGGAUCCUCUUCUGCUACAACAAGAGCCAACGCGUGCUUACCAAGACGCAGAUACUGGUUGAAGAGGCGCAUGGACUAGAGGAGGUACGACUCAUUAGUAUCUGCUAUACAUGUGAGGCCUUACGUGCUUUCGAGGCGAGGAUGCAAGCACCCAGCACGUGUGCAGACCUCUGCUUGCGAGGCGGACUUUCACGACGAGAUGCAGACGCGUUGAAUGAGCACAACUCUAUCGUCGAUCAGGCGAGCGACUACCACUCGCUGCACACUGACCCGGCGGUAGCCGUCCUGCAUGAUUAUUGCUCUACGGGUGCGGCCAGCCGUGCACUGUUCAAGCAAUUCCCGCCUCGAUGA